Messenger RNA from Rotaria sp. Silwood1, 384 nucleotides. The record is from the annotation of a GenBank genome assembly. Lineage: Eukaryota; Metazoa; Rotifera; Eurotatoria; Philodinida; Philodinidae.
AUGCUGCCUUCUACAACAAUAGAUUUUUCCGUAACUGGCGAAAUACUUCAAUUUGGAAAUGCUGAAAAAAAUAUUUUAGCUUAUUGGAAGCAAAUAAAUGCAUUCGAAACAAGUAAUAAAUUAUCAAAAGAUCGACCAAGAUAUACAUUCUAUGAUGGUCCACCAUUCGCUACUAGUCUUCCACAUAUUGGACAUAUUUUAGCUGGAACAAUUAAAGAUACAGUUACUCGAUGGGCUUAUCAAACAGGACAUCACGUUGAACAUUGUCAUGGUUUACCAGUGGAACACAAAAUCGAUAAAAUGCAUGAUAUUAAAGAUCCCGAAGAUGUAGCUAAAACAGGUAUUGCUACUUAUAACAAUCAUUGUCGACAAAUUGUUAUGUGA